Melanotaenia boesemani (Boeseman's rainbowfish) is the source of this 2619-nucleotide messenger RNA. RefSeq names its product protein kinase, membrane associated tyrosine/threonine 1 (gene pkmyt1). The record is from RefSeq and is a predicted model, not a curated record. The transcript is spliced from 8 exons. The coding region runs from base 524 to 2245 and encodes 573 amino acids. Gene Ontology annotation, molecular function: protein kinase activity; ATP binding. Lineage: Eukaryota; Metazoa; Chordata; Actinopteri; Atheriniformes; Melanotaeniidae. Gene Ontology annotation, biological process: protein phosphorylation.
CAUUUAAUAUCUUGUUAAUGUUGUUAAGUGUUUUUUUUUGUGACAAGUUAUGUUUGGUUUUGGGUCUUUAAUCACUUUUUGGCUCAUUCUGGUCAUUUUGUAUGUCAUGGAUAUUUUGUGUCUUCCUUGUGAUUCUGCAUCUCUUUAUGGUCUUUGCAUGGCAACCUUUUGGUCUAUUUGUAUCUUGCUUUCUGUCACAUUUUAUUUUGAGUCUCUGUGGGAUACUUAUUCAGUUUCUGGAGAAAGACCAGAGAGCCUUGGGGCGCUGGACCUGUUCUCAACAGAUCUGUUCACUAAUUUGUCAAUGCUAGUUAGGCCUGUUGUUCAGUGAAACGGGUUCUCCUCAAAACAUCAAGGAAAUUGUAAAGGCACAAAUCAGACAAAAAUUCCUAAACCAAUAAAACAAGAAAUUCAAGCUGACAGAUCCAUUGACAGUUGAGUGUGACCAUGUUGCUGAAGGAGUUUCUGGCUCAUUUUGCUUACCUUUCUUGCUGUACAAAAUACCUGAAGAAAUCCCCAUACAAUGUCAGUUGCGGUGGAAACCACAUCGUCCAGAGUGCCUCUCCCUCUCCCAGCCCACUUCUCCCAUGCAGAGCAGUCCUUCUCCCUUAAAAAGCGUCGGCUCCCGUUUUCGUCAUCAUCUGGAUCCAACUCUCCGUGCUCUUCCCCUGCUCGACUCUCGCAUUCUCUCCCCCCACUGCCACCGUCUAAGGGAUGUCCUCCUCUGAGCAGGAUGUUCCACCACCAUCUAUCCCCUUGGACACCCUUGUCCCAUUCCCUUAGUGAAUCCCCCCCUCCAAAUUCUGUAUAUGAUCCUAGUAAACAUAAGUCCUAUUUCAGUCAGUGCUUUACUAAUUUGGGCCUCCUGGGAAGAGGAUCCUUUGGAGAAGUCUAUAAGGUACAAAGCAAUGAGGAUGGCUGCAUGUAUGCAAUCAAGCGCUCUGCUCAGCGCUUCAGGGGUGACAGUGAGAGGAAACGAAGUGUGAGGGAAGCCCAGAACCAUGAACGCAUUUGUCCUCAUCCCCACAUCCUGAAUUUUGUGGCAGCAUGGGAGGAAGCUGGUAGACUGUACAUUCAGACAGAGCUGUGUAGCACCAGUUUGCUGCUCCAUGCUGAGAACAAGCCUCCUGGUCCAGACGAGCCUGCUGUAUGGUCCUACCUGUGCGACCUCCUCUCUGCACUACAACACUUGCAUUGUCAUGGUUUUGUGCAUUUGGACCUCAAACCUGCCAAUGUUCUCAUCACUAACUCUGGCCGUCUCAAGCUGGCUGACUUUGGGUUGCUGCUGGAACUGAAGCCGACAAAUACAGAGCCCCAUGAGAGGAAAGUCAAGGACGAUGUCCAGGAGGGUGAUCCUAGAUACAUGGCCCCUGAGCUUCUCCGCGGAGAAUAUGGGCCUGCUGCAGAUGUUUUCAGUUUGGGUGUUUCUAUGCUGGAGCUCGCCUGUAAUAUUGAGGUUCCAAAUGGUGGCGAAGGAUGGCAGCAGCUCAGACAGGGUCAUCUUCCUUCAGAGGUGACAAAUGGCCUGUCUGUUGAGCUACAGUCAAUCCUACAGAUGAUGCUGGCCCCAGAACCAUCUGAGAGACCCACUGUCUCUGAGCUUCUUGCCCUUCCCUCUAUUAGAAAACACAGAUGGAAAAGGCGCAUUUAUCUUAUGGCUGCUGAAACCAUAUUGACACUGGCCUCCCUGUGCCAGUUGGUGGUCUGUUCUGGGUGCAGACUCUUGUCCUCCAUUCACCUGCCCUUCCUCCCCCAGUGGAACAAGCCAGUGCCCUGCACACCUCCCAAGGACAGCUGGGAUGGGGAUCUAACACUGCCCCUCAGUAAUGUACAUAGAGACCAAGGGAGUCCAGAGGAUGAUGCCAUUUUUCUGCAUCACUCAGACCCAGAACAUUCACCUUCUUUCUUGCACAGGAUCAAAUCUAGACUCUCUGUGGAAAGCACAUCCACUCCUCUCCCAGGUUCACCAACAGGCACCCAUCAAAGUCCUGCCCAUACCUCCACUUGCUCAGUUCUAGGUGACUGGCCCUCCUGUAACUUGGCUCUGACCCCCUCCAGCAUCCAUUCAAAUGGUUCCUGCCACACCAUCACACCCAGCACGAGUCCUGUACGUACCGAGCGGUAUUCAGGCUCCUCAAAACGAUGUCUUCACAACUGGGUUCAAACAGAAAAGGGUUUAAUCCGACCCAACUUUGAACCAAAAAAUCUGCUCAGUCUGUUUGAAGAAACAACUCUUGAACUGUAGAGGGACAACCAUGAGUGCAAAACUUUCAUUUUACACUCAUGGACAAAGUUUUUCUUCUCUUUGAAGUGUGAGACAAAGAGGACCCAAUGCAUGAUGUUUUAUUUACUUUGCAUGAACAAUUGUCAGUAAUAUUUGUUCUCCAUCUGCUUCUUUAAAUGAGUAUUUGAGAAGGGCAGAUUUAGGGAAAAUGCUUGCACUUUUUAUGUUUGUGUAAAUGCAAUCUGUUGCAGAACUGACAUGGCUUGAUUUAUAUUUGAGUAAGUUAUAAGAAACCUGUCGAACUCUUGAGUAACGUAGCUCGUGAGUUACAAAAGGAGCUAAACAGAAUAAAAAUUUGUGAUACUUAUGUUCAUAAAGCAGCUCAAAACACAAAG